AUGAUAACACUAGAUGAUGAAGAUGAGAUACCAGCCAUACCUUGUUCAAACAAAAUAUUUAUUGAUGCUGACGAGCAAUCAAGUCUUGAUGGUACAAAACUCAACAAUCUCUUUGCUUUUACCAGUCCACAUCGUAGUCUAAGUGAAUCAAUGAAAGUCGUAACGAGUCGUCAUGGAUCUGUAGAAGAUUUAAAAUAUAUUAAUGAGACUAGUAAUAUUCUAAUAGAUCCAACAUUACUUACAAAUGAUCAAGAAGAACAUAUCUAUCAAGAGUUGAAUCAAACAAAUCAUGAAAUGACACCAUUACCAACAAACACUGUGAAUAAUAGUGCUAGUAAGAUGUAUCCAUUGGUGCCGAUUAACUGUCAACCAUUAAAAGAAUCACUGAAAUCGAUCAAACUUAACAGGUAG
Rotaria socialis is the source of this 411-nucleotide messenger RNA. The record is from the annotation of a GenBank genome assembly. Lineage: Eukaryota; Metazoa; Rotifera; Eurotatoria; Philodinida; Philodinidae.